ACAUCGCAGUAGGAGGAUGUGUUGUUACCGUACCUCUCGUCCCACGUAACGGUUUUUUUUAUUUUAACUGUUGUCUUUUCUAAAGAGUGUUUUAUUAUUUUGUUUUACGACGUCUGCGCAAUACGUCACUCGGUUUAUUUAAAUUAUUUUUUUAUGUUUCUAUUGUGCUUGUGAACCUGGCUGGGAUUAAUAAAGAGAAGAUUGCAACUCUGUGGAUUGAUCACGUGUGUUUUAAGAUUCUCGAAGGAGGUAAAAAUAUCGGAGUGUCGAAAAACUGAUUAUUACUUAAAAUCGUGUUAAAAAUAUUUUUUUUCUCUAAGUUUUGUUAGUUCGCGUUUGUAAACGACGUUUCGUGUGUUUUUUUUAUUUUUAAUUUUUUUCGUUGGAGUACAAUUGUACCAACUUGAAGGAAUCCAUCUGUCGCUGUCGCGCGGCAUUGUGGUGCGCGUGGUGGUUGUGCGGUGGUGCAGUGUGAUCGUGCGGAGCGCGGGGCAUGCUGGGAGCCGGCGGCGGCUCGUGAGCUGUGAGCUGUGGAGGCGGCGUGGCUGCUGGGGGCGGCGAGGCGGCAGCAGGAAAUGCGGUGCUGACACAACAUGUACCCAGCUGGCAUGAACGCGGCGGCGGCGGCGGCAGCGGCGGCGGCGCGGCACCCGGGACCGCCGCAGCCCGGACAGGCCUUCAAGUUCACGGUGGGCGAGUCCUGCGACCGCAUCAAGGAGGAGUUCAACUUCCUGCAGGCGCAGUACCACAACCUGAAGCUGGAGUGCGAGAAGCUGGCGAGCGAGAAGAUCGAGAUCCAGAGGCACUACGUCAUGUACUACGAAAUGUCGUAUGGCCUGAACGUCGAAAUGCAUAAACAGACUGAGAUCGCGAAGCGGCUCAACGCGAUAAUCGCACAGAUCCUUUCCUUCCUGUCGCAAGAGCACCAGCAGCAGGUGGCGACGGCCGUGGACCGGGCGAAGCAGGUCACCAUGACGGAGCUGAACGCCAUCAUAGGACAACAACGCCCCGACCUUCCUCGAUUAUUGCAACAGAUGCACGCGCAGCAGCUGCCCCACGCCGCGCACGCGCCGCCCAUCCCCAUGAUGCCGCACCCGGGGCUGCCCGGUCCGCCCAACAGCGCGGCCAGCCUGCUGGGGCUGUCGGGGGCGCUGGGGCCGGCGCCCCACCCGCUGUCCAUGCUGAGCUCCAAGCCCGACCUGCACCGCGACGACGUCAAGCCGGGGGCAGAAUCGAAAAGCUUCCACCGCUACCGCAGCCCUAAUAAUGCAAUAGCAGCCUUGAAUUCCGCGGAAGAGCGUCAUAGGAACUCCAUCUCGCCCGCCGAGCGGGAGAAGUACAGGCCGCGAAGUCCACCUGAGCCCGAGCACAAGAAGGUCAAGAAGGAGGAGAAAGACUGCCACGCCAGCGACGGAGAGAAGAGUGAUCAGGACUUGGUUGUGGAUGAUGCGAGCGAGGACCCUGUGUCGCCUCCCAACGGAACAGCGUCACCUCGGGAGAACGGACUGGACAAGCUGGCGCCGAAGAAGGAGCACGUAGGACCGCACAGCCCGCGCAGCGGCACCUCCUCCAACGCCAGUACCCCCUCCACCAAGAAGCUGGACGGCGACAAGCCCGCGACGCCCAUCUCCAAGUCGGUGACGCCGACGAGCAGCGGCAGCAGCGGCGGCGCGGCGGGCGGCAGCGGCCUGAAGCCGGCGGCCAAGGCGGCGGCGCUGGCCCAGUACCCCCACUACCUGGGCGGGCCGGGGCCCCAGGACCUGCCCGGGGGCCCGUACGCCGCCCUCCACAACAACCUGGGCCCGCUGAACGCCUACCCCCGCCCGCCGCUGGCCGGCUACGACCCGCAUGCCCAGAUGAGGGCGCCGCUGGGGCCGGCGCUGGGCGGCAUCCCGGGGGGCAAGCCAGCCUACUCGUUCCACGUGAGCGCGGACGGGCAGAUGCAGCCAGUGCCGUUCCCGCCCGACGCGCUCAUCGGGCCGGGCAUUCCGCGGCACGCGCGGCAGAUCAACACGCUGAGCCACGGCGAGGUGGUGUGCGCGGUCACCAUCAGCAACCCCACCAAGUACGUCUACACGGGCGGCAAGGGCUGCGUGAAGGUGUGGGACAUCAGCCAGCCCGGCUCCAAGAGCCCCGUGUCGCAGCUCGACUGCCUGCAAAGGGACAACUACAUCCGCUCGGUAAAACUCCUCCCGGACAUGAGGACGCUGAUCGUAGGCGGAGAAGCUAGUAACCUGAGCAUAUGGGACCUGGCCUCUCCCACGCCCCGCAUCAAGGCUGAGUUGACGUCAAGCGCACCCGCCUGCUACGCUCUCGCCAUCAGCCCCGACUCCAAGGUGUGCUUCAGCUGCUGCUCGGACGGCAACAUCGCGGUCUGGGACCUGCACAACCAGACGCUGGUGCGGCAGUUCCAAGGCCACACGGACGGCGCCUCCUGCAUCGACAUAUCUGCCGACGGCACGAAGCUGUGGACGGGCGGCCUGGACAACACGGUGCGGUCCUGGGACCUGCGCGAGGGCCGCCAGCUGCAGCAGCACGACUUCCUCUCGCAGAUCUUCUCCCUGGGCUACUGCCCCACCGGCGAGUGGCUGGCCGUGGGCAUGGAGAACUCUAACGUGGAGGUGCUGCACGCUGCCAAGCCAGACAAGUACCAGCUCCACCUACAUGAGUCAUGCGUGCUGUCGCUGAGGUUCGCAGCCUGCGGGAAGUGGUUCGUGUCCACUGGCAAGGACAACCUUCUCAACGCCUGGAGGACGCCAUACGGCGCGUCGAUAUUCCAGUCUAAGGAAUCAUCAUCUGUUCUGAGCUGUGAUAUAUCAGCGGAUGACAAGUACAUCGUCACUGGAUCCGGUGACAAGAAGGCCACCGUGUACGAAGUGAUCUACUGACCUCGAGGUGCGAUGCGCCCAAUAUUUUAAAACCAGUUCCGCGCUGUCUCUCUCUCGCCCCAGACACUGUGGUACUCCGAACUGUUGGGAGAGUGAACGGGUGGGAAGAGGUGUUCACUGUUUGUUCUACAGCCAGACAGCUGAUCUUCAACUAGCACUUCAAUGCAUUGGACUUUAUAAGUGUUUGUCUUCGUCUUUGAAGAGCUGCAGGAAUCUACACAACAAAAUGACAGUCAAUAUUUUGAAUCAUUGUAAAUGAUCCACAAGGCCGAAUUUGGAACGUGUUUUCAGAGUCGAUGUAAGUAUGUAAAUCCCUCCGGAAUGCGGUAGUCGACUGCUUGAACGCGCCAGGGUUGUGAUGGACUGCUAAUUGGACGGAAUGAUCUAGUGAUAAUCUGCCGCAGACAUAACGAGGUACGGUUGGUGCGUCACAUUUGACUUUGGAAAAAAAAAUAGGAUUUUUAAUAGUGUGAUUUGUGUGUGCAUCCAUGGUACAUCAAAUAAAUUUUAUUUAAUUAAGCUGGUACCUAAUGGUGUAUGCUAUCAUGCAAAGCCAAGUAUAUAUAUUUAAUUUUUUCCUCUCACUUUUAUUUUAAAAACUUUUUGACAUUAAUAUAAGCAAGUUAUAAAUAUUUAUGUCUAGAAUAAAUUUAAAACAUAAGCAGAUUAAGUCUGUUAUUAACUACAUUUUUUUUAGAAUUAUAUUUUCAAGCUAUUUGUACCUUUAAAAUUGCUGCAGGCUUGGAAAUUAAACUAGGUCUAAAAUAAUUUUCAUGUUCUGUCCUUGAUGCUUUUUUCAACUCAUUACUGUCUCUCUCAGCCAUAGCAGAUCAACUAUCAUAAAUUUUUCUGGUAGAGUUUUUAAAUCAAAAUUUUGUACGUAUUGUACCUACUUCUUAAUGUAUUCACCUGAAAAUAAGACAAGUGUGUUUUUCAUUGAAAGACCACCUGAAAAAAAUUGGGGUCAUCUUAUAACCAAGAGCAAAAACUAUGUAAAAAAAUUAAUGUUGGAAAAAAAGUUUGAUUGAAAGAAUUGUUUAAAAUUACAGAAUUAUGAUUUUUUUUUAAAUGUUGCAUUGAAGAAAAUAGUAGUUAUACAUUUUUAAUUCUCACAGAGAUUUGGACAAGAAAAUAAAUCAUUUAUAUAUUUUUUCGUGAUUCUGUGCAGUGCUUGCUACUACUAUUUGACCUGCCUAAUUAUGGGCCAUCUUACAUUCAGGGUUGACUUUCGGGUGAAUACGUAUAUUGAGUUUCUUAAUAUUCUUGAUGUAUUUUAAUUUGUUUUUAACUUUUACUUAUUCUGUAAGUAUAAUUUUUUUACAACUGUUGUCAAGAAUACAUUAAUCUAGUGACUUGGAUAGUUUGAUAGUUAUAUAAAUUAAUCUUUACAUUAUGAACCCAGGUAAUACAUUCGAGGGCUAUUUUAAGUGAUACGUACCACAAGCAUGAUCUUUGAAAUGCAUUGUGUAAUUAAAGUUUCUUUUUUGACUGAUGACCAAAACUUAUUAUUUUUGUCAACAGUUUUUUUGCUAUAAGAUUUUUUUUUUAAUAUUUCACAAAAAUUCUUUGAGCUAGGCUGGAAGAUUUUUUUUUGUUAGUUGAAUUUUCGUAUUGUGUAUGAUACAUACUUUGUUAGACAGACUACAUAUGUCAUUUCACUUUCAUGAAUAAACAGAUACAGUAGUAAAAAAAGCCUUUAUAUAAAUUUAAGUUUUCUUAACAGCAUGCAUUUCUUUUUGCUAUGAACAGAAUUUUUUUUUUCAUUGAAAUCAUUGUGCCACAUUCAGAUGUUGGUUAGCAAACAUAAAAUGUUACAGAGCCAAACAGAAAUGAAAGUCUUCUCUAGUUCAUGAGUUGUAAGCAGAGAUGAUUUUUGUGUAGCGUUGUCACCUCCUUUUGCUGUUCCUUCGAAAAAGUAAGUUACUGAUUAUAUUUUUGGAAACCCAGCUGUUUGUGUAACCACUUGGUGUAAGUACUUUUCAUAUGUGAUUUGGUGCACUAAUGGAAAUUUAUUGGCUAUGUUUAUACACAGUAUAAAAGUUUGUUGCUGUUCCAUUGUUAAGUGGGAAAACAAUGUUCUGAUGUAAAAACUACAAAACAUGUUUAAGUUAUGUUAAACGUAGUCUUAGCAAACUUAACAGUUUAGUUUGCCAUUCUAGGAGUAACACUGCUCAUAUUGAGUGUCAUCUUAAUUUAUUUAAAAUGUUUUAGCGAAAGCUAAAUUUUCUUAUGUUAAAAUCAAAUUAGGUAAAAACUUUUUGUUUUAUUUCCACUUGUUAAAAUUUUCUAGUUUACUGCACUAAUCUGUUGAAGGUUCGAGGAGAGAGUGGCAUGUUAGUGUUGUUGCUUCUAGAAUAACGUAGUUUAUUUGAUCAUGAAUCUCAUGUGUGAUAGUAAAGAAAAAAAGUUACUCACAGUUUUCUAAACGUAAAUUUUGAAGUCUGAAGUGCUUAUCAUUAUGAAAGCUAGUAAAUGUGUUUGCUGUUUCAUGCGUCUGUGUGUGGCUUAUACAAAUUGUCGUGACAUUAUUGUGAUCUGUUUCAACACUUAACAGCAGUAUUUGCAUAUAUUAUAUCUAAACUCAGAAAAUGACAUGUUUGACUUUUCCGAAAGCUCUUGAAGAACUGUUGUAGUAAUAUUAUUAUGUGGUUGAAAAAUGGUACUGUGUGCAAAUACAGUGUUUUUUGGAAAUAUUUCUGCUUUUGUAAAUGUUGAGUGAUUUCAGCAACAAGUAUAAUGUAAUCACUUUAUAUCAAAUUACAGUUAUUGUGUGGGAUUUUGAUAACAAUUUUUAUAUUUGGUUUGGUUGGUUUUUUUAAUGCAUAUAGCAGAUGUGUUGAUGGACAAUUCACAUCAUAUGGAUUAAUUUAUCACUUGCACAAGACUUUUAAAGAUAUUUGUAUGACCAAUAGCAGACAACCAUGGUAUACCUCAAUUAUGUCCUUAACAGAUGCAUAUAUUUUUAAUCAUAAAAUAGCCGGAAUCAGAAUAAAAUAUUUACAUACUCUACAUAUGUGCACAAUUUAACCAUCCUUGAUUACUGAGAAGUGAAUUUUGUUUACAGGAAAAAUGAACACAGCAGUCUUUCACUGUGAUAACUGUACAUAUAAAUAGAUUUAAUUAACUGCAUUGUGUAGUCAGUAAGGUUUCAAAUGCAUCAUUUUACUGCCAACAUGAGAUCAUAUUAUUUAUAUUAAUUUUACAAAUUCUAUGUUCUUACAAUUAUGCAUGUAUACACAAAAUUGCAGUCUACCUCACAAAAGUUUAAGUAAUGUUAUUUUAAUUGUAUCUGUGGUUUAAUUUUAUGAGACUAUUUUUGACUGCUAAUUUGAAUCUGCAUACAUAAUUUAUUAUUUUGCUUUUUUUUUUAAUGUAUUUCUAUAAUUAUAUUUAUAGCAGCUGUAAUGUGAUACAUGCUGUUCAAAUUUUAAAUACUUCACCUUAAUUUCAUGUGAUAAUGCAAGGUACGUAAUUAGAUUGUGCAUUAGUUCUCAUUUUUUAUUAUUAAAAUUGUUUGUUAUUAGGUUUGAUAAGUUAUUAAAAUAUGUUUGCCGCAAGCAAUCCGUAUGCGUUAUUUGAAGUAAUUCACAGGGGACUUAAGUAUUUUGAGUUAAUAAUUGUUCCUAUAAGGCGACUGCAAUAUUUUUUUCCUUAAUUGCUUACAGUUUGGAACCAAAUGUUUGUUCAAUUUUAAUUUUGUGGAAAAUUAUUUAAAUCGUUAAUAACAGGUAUUUAAGGGGGUAGGGAGGAUGCGGAGAAAAGUUUAGAUAAAGACUGUUACAUAUUGUGUAGUAUUAUGCUUUGUUUUGUAUCUAUGUAUAAAAAUUAUUUAUAUAUUUUUUCACCUGAAAUAAAAAAAAAAUAUAAUAAAUAUUUGAGCAAACUGCAGUUAAAUGUUCAGAGCACAAUGAAUUUAUUAUGAUGUGAAAGCAGUUAGAAGACUUAUAAGUUUGAACUAAUAAUUUUCUUUGUGUUCAAAAAACACCAUUCUGUAUGUUGAUUAGUUAUUAUUUCUGUCAUAUUUGUAUUUUACACUGUGAGCUCAUAUUUGAGACUGUAAUAUGUACUACUUUAUAAAAAGAGAUGAUGUUACAAUAAAACCGAAAUGUAGUUACAA
Molecule: messenger RNA, 7005 nt
Organism: Bacillus rossius redtenbacheri
Lineage: Eukaryota; Metazoa; Arthropoda; Insecta; Phasmatodea; Bacillidae
Product: transducin-like enhancer protein 4
Exons: 19
Coding region: 594-2888 (764 amino acids)
Biological process (GO): negative regulation of canonical Wnt signaling pathway; regulation of DNA-templated transcription
Cellular component (GO): transcription regulator complex; nucleus
Molecular function (GO): protein binding; transcription corepressor activity
Source: RefSeq, a predicted model, not a curated record